ACAGCUAUGUACCACCACUCUUGCCCCUUCUAUAAUUUUGAAAAUGUGAAGUGAUUUACCUAUAAUUAAAAAAAAUAAUUUUAGAAGGUUGGCAACAAUAUUCAAAAGAACAUCUUGGAGAAACCAAGAGUGAUGGAAACUGAGAAUUUACCCUGAGUUAUUCUAUAGUUCUAGAGAACUUGUAAGACAAUAUAGAUUUACUCAUGCCUGUAUUAAAAGAAAGUACUCCAGAUUCCAAGGUGACCUUUUUAAAAUAAUAAUAAUUGCAUAGGAAAGCAACUCUGUGACCUCAUGUUUUUGUCUGAUAUUUUAGGAAAAAAUGGUAAUCCAGUGGCAGAGAAUUUCCGAAUGGGAAGAAGUCAGUUACCAUGAUAUAAAUGAAGGACAGGUACAGUUAGAACUCUUUAUCUGUCUGUGGACCCUUACAUGCGUUGUAGGAUGAAUGAAGAUACUGGCAGUGAUUAUUUAGUACCUUGGCAGCUGUCUCAGGUGGUUGAUGGCGGAGGCAUUGGAAUUAUAGAAGACAGCAAGCACACAAGUUUGACUAAAGGCGAUGUUGUGACUUCUUUCUUUUGGCCCUGGCAAACUAAAGCUGUUCUAGAUGGGAGCAUCCUUGAAAAGGUAGACCCACAACUUGUGGGUGGACACCUUUCAUAUUUUCUUGGAGCUAUAGGUAUGCCUGGUUUGACUUCCUUGAUUGGAAUACAGGAAAAAGGUCAUAUAACUGCUGGAUCUAAUCAGACAAUGGUUGUCAGUGGAGCAGCAGGUGCCUGUGGAUCCUUGGGUGGGCAGAUUGGCCGUUUGCUGGGCUGUUCCAGAGUGGUGGGAAUUUGUGGAACACAUGAGAAAUGCCUCCUUUUGACCUCAGAACUGGGCUUUGAUGCUGCGAUCAAUUACAAAAAAGGGAAUGUGGCAGAACAACUCCAAGAAUCAUGCCCAGCUGGAGUGGAUGUUUACUUUGACAAUGUUGGUGGUGACAUAAGUGAUACAGUGAUAAGUCAGAUGAAUCAGAACAGCCACAUCAUCCUGUGUGGUCAAAUUUCUCAGUACAAUAAAGAUGUGCCUUAUCCUCCCCCACUGCCCUCAGCUGUAGAGGCAAUCCAGAAGGAAAGAAACAUCACAAGGGAGAGAUUUUUGGUGUUAAAUUACAAGGAUAAAUUUGAGCCUGGCAUUCUGCAGCUGAGUCAAUGGUUUAAAGAAGGAAAGCUAAAGAUCAAGGAGACUGUGAUAAAUGGAUUGGAAAACAUGGGAGCUGCCUUCCAGUCCAUGAUGACAGGAGGUAACAUCGGAAAACAGAUAGUCUGCAUUUCAGAAGAUACUUCUUUAUAAUCUGUCUUCAUCAACAAAAUCACACAUAUUUCUUUUGUUUUGCAUAUGACAUUAAAAAAAAAAAGCCCUUAGGGCCCAGUGCCAGUGACUCAUGCCUGCAAUCCUAGCUACUUG
This is a messenger RNA of Castor canadensis (American beaver), 1443 nucleotides long. Lineage: Eukaryota; Metazoa; Chordata; Mammalia; Rodentia; Castoridae. The record is from RefSeq and is a predicted model, not a curated record.